AUGCCCGACCGCAUCAUCUUCUUUGACGCGCUCUGUACCCCUCCUGCGCCCUUCUCGCCUUUGCCAUCCUUGCCGAACGUCGUCAUGCAGCGCACCACCUCGCUUGCCCCUUGGGUUGCCGCCGCCCUGCUCCUCGUUUCAAGCAUUGUCCAGGCACAGGAGGCAGAUCUCUGCCGCGACUCGGGAUGCCAGGACUGCCCCGUAUCAAUUUACGGCAACCAACCUUAUCCUGCCUGCGCAGUCUACGAUUCGGGCAACUCGCUGACGGACAACUUUGACCCACCCUUCAACAAGCAGCUUUCGACUUGGGAGACGUACUGGAACAUCCAGAACUUCACGCCAGACUGUGCGACGAUCGUACGUUCGCCCGCCGAUGUCAGUGAGCCAGGAUGCGGCAAGGUUGUUGGCGUCUUUCGCAAUCCAGUAUGCGCUCCCAUCUUUGUGGAGGCGACCUACAUGCUUUCAAGCUGCUGCGGUACCGCCGAGUGCAACGAGGCUACCGGCGUAGGUGCACGCUCGACUCGUCGCGGCACGUCUGAGAUGUUUGCAGCUCUCUUCAAACGCCAGGGCGGCGGCGGCAGUGCGCUCCUCCUCGUUGGAAAGGAUGGACGCGUGAUCGAGCCCAAGCAAGUCGGGUACCCACCUGAAUACAGAGGAGAGCGUCUUGACGAAGCUACUCUGCGCAGCAACAUGCUCGGGCUCGCUGCCAGCUCCGUGUCCAUCGAAUCACGCGGCAGCGUCACCGACCAUUCAGACGGCAACGGCGAGAACAGCAGCAGCAACAGCAAUUCGGUCAAGCGAGACCUACUUCGAAAGCGAAACUGCGACAGCUUCGAACAGCUACGCACCUACACCAGGUCUGGAGACACUAGGCAGAUCUCCGAUGUGCAGGAAGGCCCUGCCGACGUUUCGUCAGGCGGGACUCAAGAAGUCAGCACCACCACGUCAUUCUCCUCCUCUGUCGGAGACCCCUUCGGCAUUGCGUCGGUCACUGUUGGCUUCGAUUUUGCUGAAGCCACCAGCACCACCCUCGAGUACACCAUGUCGGUCCCGGCUGGCGUGUCUGCCAGCAUCGGCUGGACCCCGAUCUUACAGUGCGUGGAAGGCCGUAUGGAUAGGUGUGAUGACGAGGCUGGUAACGGAAGUGUUGGUGAGGUCUGCACGCCCCAGCUUGACGCCAAUGGUAACGCAAUCGGAGAACGCAGCCUCAUCUAUUCGUCCUGA
Moesziomyces antarcticus is the source of this 1224-nucleotide messenger RNA. RefSeq lists its product as uncharacterized. The transcript has 4 exons. Lineage: Eukaryota; Fungi; Basidiomycota; Ustilaginomycetes; Ustilaginales; Ustilaginaceae. The coding region runs from base 1 to 1224 and encodes 407 amino acids. The record is from RefSeq and is a predicted model, not a curated record.